This is a messenger RNA of Phragmites australis (common reed), 861 nucleotides long. Its product is annotated as 17.9 kDa heat shock protein 2-like. NCBI's taxonomy places the organism in Eukaryota, Viridiplantae, Streptophyta, Magnoliopsida, Poales, Poaceae. The record is from RefSeq and is a predicted model, not a curated record. The coding region runs from base 103 to 564 and encodes 153 amino acids. The transcript has a single exon. Gene Ontology annotation, biological process: response to salt stress; protein complex oligomerization; response to hydrogen peroxide.
CGUGAGCCAAGCAGCAGCUCCAAGCAAGUACACUUGAAGCUAGCUGUAGCAUUAGGUUGCGUUGAUACUGGCAAUAACGCCUCGAGAAGCUAGUUAGCGAGGAUGUCUCUGGUAAGGCUCUUCGACACGCUGGCCAUGAACACAUGGAAGAACCCCUUCAGCAUCUUCGGCACGACGGUGGCCGCCGACGCCCGGGUGGCCAGCGACACGUCGGCGUUCGCCAACACCUGCAUCGAGAGCCGGGACACGGCGGGCGCGUACGUGUUCAGCGCCGCGCUGCCCCCCGGCGUGAAGAAGGAGGAGGUGAAGGUGGAGGUGGACGAGGGCAACGUGCUGGUCAUCACCGGCGAGCGCAGCGUGCGGAGGGAGGAGAGGAGCGACAGGUGGCACCACAUCGAGCGCAGCUGCGCCACCUUCCUCGGCAGGUUCCACCUGCCGGAGGACGCCGCGGUGGACGACGUCAGGGCGGCCAUGGACGCCGGCAUGCUCACGGUCACCGUGCCCAAGGUGGGCACCACCGCCGAGAAGCCCGAGGCGAAGGCCAUCGAGGGCAGCCCCUGCUGAUGCCGGAGAGGCUCAGUUCCUCGGCCGGACUCUUGAUGAAGGAACAGUACCACCGGUCCACAGAGCGUAGGGUGACUGAGAUCAGCCGUGCGUCCUGCUUUCAACUUUUCUUUUUUUUAAAACGAAACAGAGAGAAGGUAAAAAUAUAUAAGAGCAAAAUAAAAAAGAAGGUCGUGACCAAAACACAUGGUUACUCUUCACGGCCUAAGCGCCGUGCUCUUGCUAAAAUCCAUGCUCUCCCCUCUUUCUUAAUUUUCUGUACAAGAAUAUACGCAGUUAACCCCUAUAUUAAAAAUA